UUUUUUCCCCCUCUUCCAGCGCACUUCCUCAUUUGCAGUUUGUGUCCAGGCCUCCCUUGGCACGGACGAAAAUGUUUGCCUUCAUGCUUUUUUCGUCAGUCACCUGGACUUUGCUGGCCCUCUUUUUCACCCUGUUAUUACUGUACAGCAUUUGGCCGUAUAGGUUUUUCAAAAACGUGGGAAUACCCGGACCAAGGCCAAUGCCUUUUUUUGGAACACUGCUAUGCCUAAGAAAGGGAAUUUUAGCUUUUGACCGUGAGUGCCAGGCCAAGUACGGAGAUGUCUGGGGGCUGUACGAUGCACGAUUACCAGUUUUAAUGGUGGCAGACCCCGAGAUUAUUAAAACUGUGAUGGUGAAGGAGUGCUACUCUGCGUUUACCAACCGCAGGGAUAAUGUUGCAGUGACAGGACCUUUGGAGGAUAUGAUUACAUUAGUUAAAGAUCAACGCUGGAAAAGAAUUCGAAGUGCUUUAUCUCCAUGCUUCACCAGUGGAAGAUUGAAACAGGUUUUCCCCAUGGUUGCUCACUAUGCAGACCAACUCGCUGAGAAACUUGGACAAAAAAAUUUGGAUGAACCUGUCGAUGUCAAACAAUUUGUGGCGCCUUACAGUUUAGACGUCGUGACCAGUGCGUCUUUCAGCGUUGAGGCAAACUCCAUAAACAACCCAGAAGACCCCCUUAGUGUUCAUAUCAAGAAGAUUCUUAAUUUAAACCCUUUGCUUUUUCUUUUAAUGCUUGUACUUCCCAUUGUUGCCCGUCUGGUAAAACUUCUGAAUAUUCAAGUGUUCCCCAGACGCAGUCUGAAGUAUUUCCUCAACAUCAUCAAGAGAUUUAAAGACCAGCAUUGUGCAGAAGACUCUAAUCGAGCAGACUUCCUGCAGGUGAUGGUUCAGAGCGAGAUACCAGAAACAGAGAUCAAGAAUGAACAGGAGCAGCCAUCUAAAGGUUUGACUGAACACGAGAUCCUCUCCCAGGCCAUCACUUUCAUCUUUGGCGGCUAUGAGACCACCAGUGUCACUAUCACGUACAUCCUUUACAAUCUGGCCACCAACCCCGAUGCGAUGCAGACCUUGCAGGAAGAAAUUGAUGCCAGCCUGUCGAGAGAUGCUCCAGUUUCAUACGAGGAUCUGCUCCGUCUGCAUUACCUGGACCAGGUUGUUUGUGAGUCAAUGCGUUUGAUUCCCACUGCACCUCGGCUUGAGAGGAUGUGCAAAAAAACCGUCCAGGCCCACGGCAUCACCAUCCCCGAGGGAACCCUGGUUGGGAUUCCUGUGUACAUGUUACACAAGGACCCACGCUUUUGGCGUUCACCGGAGCUUUUCAGACCAGAGAGGUUCAGCAAAGACAGCGGGGAGGAGGUGAACCCAUACGUGUACAUGCCGUUUGGGCUCGGCCCUCGUAACUGCAUUGGGAUGCGUUAUGCGCUCCUUGUCAUGAAAAUGGUUCUUGUCCGUCUCCUGCAGCGUUACACGGUGGAAACAUGCAAAGACACCGUGAUUCCUUUGGAGUAUGACUGGAAGUUCCAGCCGACUCAGCCAAUAAAACUCAAGUUUGUUCCCAGACAGCGCUAGUCCAAGAGGGAAGAUCUCCGAAUAUAUCUGGCUUCUGAAUUCCAA
Molecule: messenger RNA, 1616 nt
Organism: Xiphias gladius (swordfish)
Lineage: Eukaryota; Metazoa; Chordata; Actinopteri; Istiophoriformes; Xiphiidae
Product: cytochrome P450 3A40-like
Exons: 13
Coding region: 72-1571 (499 amino acids)
Molecular function (GO): steroid hydroxylase activity; oxidoreductase activity, acting on paired donors, with incorporation or reduction of molecular oxygen; heme binding
Source: RefSeq, a predicted model, not a curated record